ACUUCUUCCGUGUUUACCUGCAGUUGGAGUCUCACAAAUGGGCGGUUAUUGCUGGAUCGAACAAGUCACAAACGGAGCUAAAUAUUUGUGCCCUUCUGGUGAAAACAAAAGCAAACGCUAAAGGGGAAAUGAGCUAAAGUAAAAAAAAUAAAAAGUUUCACAGAAUAAAAGGCUUUUGGAGUUUUGGUUUCGUUGAACUCAGCCGAAGUUUUCCACCAUGGGAUGUUGUAACAGCACCGCGGUCAAACGUGACUGGAAACCGCUGGAGCAGCGCAGCUGCACGGACGUCCCGUGGCUCAUCGUGUUCGCCUUGUUUUGUAUCGGCAUGGUGUGCAUUUGUGUCUUUCCCAUCGCAACAGGAGCUGCCUCCAGGCUUAUCUCUGGAUACGACAGUUAUGGCAACACCUGUGGCAAGAAUAACUCCAAGAUCGAGGGAGUACCCCUCAGUGGGCUGGACAUGAGGGAAAACAAGUAUGUUUUUUUUCUAGACCCAUGCAACCUUGACUUAAUUAACAGGAAGAUCAAGUCCAUCGCUCUGUGUGUCUCCAAAUGCCCCGCUGCUGAGCUGAUGACUCUCAGUGAUGUGAAGCAGUUUGCUCUGCAAAACGGAUCUCAUCUCUGCUCUUAUGAUAUUCCCCCUACAAGAUACACAAGCCAUUCAGACACGUCCACCAAAUGUCCCAAACUUCCUGUUCCUCCAAGUAAGUCGGUCCCACUGUUGCACCGCUGUGUUCCUGUGGAUAUCGGCUGCUAUGCGGAAUUCGCCGAGACCUUCAUCAAAUUCGUCGGGGACAACAGUGUGCUGCGCCGGGUCAUUGCCGGGGUGUUGGCCAGCAAGGAGAUCAUAAUGGGCCUUUGUGUGCUGGCUUUAGUUCUGUCCCUCAUCAUGAUGGUGGUCAUCCGCUACAUCUCCAAAGUACUAGUGUGGAUUCUAACGGUCCUGGUAGUCAUCGGCUCCAUAGGUGGGACGGGCGUCCUGUGGUGGCUCUACGCGGACCACAGGAAAGCCCUCGAUAAGGACGGCUUAUCAGUGUUUGGGAAAGAAGUGGCCUCGGACAACGUCACGGCCCUGCUGGUGUAUGCAAUUGUUGCCACGGUGUUCACGGUGGUUCUCCUGCUUGUGAUGUUCUUCAUGAGGAAGCGCGUGGCUCUCACCAUCUCCCUUUUCCACGUGGCUGGUAAAGUGUUCGUCGACCUCCCUCUGCUGGCCCUGCAGCCUUUCUGGACCUUCAUCUGCCUCAUGCUCUUCUGGAUCUACUGGAUCACUGUGCUUCUCGCUCUCGGAACUUCAGGCACACCAGUGAAAAACAACUCUACGGGUGUUGUUGAAUAUCAAAUGGCAGGGCCUCUCCAGUACUUGGUGUGGUAUCACGCUGUGGGGCUCAUCUGGAUCAAUGAGUUCAUACUUGCCUUCCAGCAGAUGACCAUCGCCGGAGCCGUGGUCACCUACUACUUCACAAGGAACAAGUCCCAGUUGCCAGCAACUCCCAUCCUCUCCUCCAUGGCACGGACCGUCCGUUACCAUCUCGGUACUCUGGCCAAAGGCUCCUUCAUCAUCACGCUUGUUAAGAUCCCUCGUCUCAUCCUAAUGUAUAUCCACAGCCAGCUCAAAGGGAAGGAGAACGCCUGUGCUCGUUGCAUGCUGAAAGCUUGUAUCUGCUGCCUGUGGUGCCUGGAGAAGUGCCUCGCCUACUUAAAUCAAAACGCUUACACUGCGACGGCCAUCAACAGCACCAGUUUCUGCACGUCUGCCCGCGACGCCUUCCUCAUCCUGGUGGAGAAUGCCCUCCGAGUGGCCGCCAUCAACACCGUGGGCGACUUUGUCCUCUUCCUGGGAAAGGUGCUUAUAGUGUCCUGUACGGCUUUCGCCGGCGUCCUGGCACUCAACUACCAGAGGGACUACACCGUGUGGGUCCUGCCUCUCUUCAUUGUGUGUCUCUUUGCCUUCCUGGUGGCUCACUGCUUCCUUUCGGUCUUUGAGAAUGUGGUGGACGUUCUCUUCCUCUGCUUCGCCGUGGACACCAAGUACAACGAUGGCAGCCCUGGACACGAGUACUACAUGGACAAGGCCUUGAUGGAAUUUGUUGAGAACAGCAAGAAAAUGGGUUUUUACAAGCCCGCUGAUGGAGAUGGACGGGAGAUGAAGCCCAUGGCACGAGGAGGGACAUCUGCUUGACCGAGCGCCAGAAAAAUUGCGCAUUUCACUCCAUUUUAAAGUAACAAUGUUUUUUUUAUACUGACACUACUCAGAGAUGUAUUGUACCGGGUGGGAUUUUUUGGGGAAUAAAAGUGAUUUUAAUCAAUGCAUUAAUUAACUAAAUUUGACAUUAUUAUCUGUAAUAUGGCCAAAGCUUAUUUGGCUGUGGAUGUCAUUUUACUAAUGAUGCGGGUUUACUUUAUAUAGUCUUUUUCCUUAUUACUGUGUUUCUCUACUAUUCCAGUUGAAAUAAUGUGAAUGGUUUUGACAUGGUCAAACAUGUUUGGGUAUCUUUGUUACAUAUUUAGUGUUUGCUAUAGUUUGAGUGGUUUCUUGUACAUUUUUUGAUGAAUUGCUAACAGUAUUUUGACAAAAGUUGUUCAUGUUGUUUUAUUACAUUUCAAAUUUUCUACUCAAAUAAAUUAUAACACAUA
This is a messenger RNA of Pungitius pungitius (ninespine stickleback), 2631 nucleotides long. Its product is annotated as choline transporter-like protein 1. The transcript has 16 exons. The record is from RefSeq and is a predicted model, not a curated record. Gene Ontology annotation, molecular function: transmembrane transporter activity. Bases 218 to 2176 code for a protein of 652 amino acids. Lineage: Eukaryota; Metazoa; Chordata; Actinopteri; Perciformes; Gasterosteidae. Gene Ontology annotation, biological process: transmembrane transport.